AUGAACGUCUCUGUGUCACCCUUCGGCAAUGUAUCAUCUCCGGAACCUUACGCAGAAACCUCCGGUUCUUUCAACGAGAUCUUCAUCACGUCUUUACUCGGGACAAUCUUAACGGUGAUGUGCUUGGUUGGCGUGGUGGGGAAUAUCUACACUCUGAUCAUAAUGAACAUUUCUGUAAGAGUAACUGGCUCCAUGUACGUUUAUAUCGCGAACUUAGCUUUGGCCGACUUGUUGUAUCUGUCAACCAUCCCCUUUGUAGUUUGUACUUAUUUUGUGAAAGACUGGUACUUUGGAGACAUCGGAUGCCGGAUUCUGUUCAGCUUGGACUUCCUCACCAUGCACGCCAGCAUCUUCAUCCUGACAGUUAUGAGCACGGAGAGGUACCUGGCGGUUGUGAACCCGCUCGACAGCUUCGGCAGAUCGAGACACUACAGGCGAUCUGUCACCUGCGCAGUUUGGCUCGCGUCUUUUUUGUUGGCGCUUCCAACCAUGAUCAUGAUCGAUCUGAAAAGAAAUGUCAAAAACGGAGAGGUGAAACACAUGUGCCACCCGACCUGGCAGAUCCACGCCUACAAGGUGUACUUGACCGUGCUAUUCAACACCUGCAUCUUGGCGCCUGGGGUAAUCAUUGGCUAUUUGUAUAUUAGGUUAGCCAGAACUUACUGGAUGUCACAAAGCGCAGUGCUCACGACCAAAGAAAUUAAUCGAUGUCCGAAACAAAAGGUCCUAUACAUGAUCUUCUGUAUUGUUCUCAUUUACUGGGCUUGCUUCUUGCCGUUUUGGUUAUGGCAGUUGCUUAGCAUACACUACUUUGAACACGGAACCCUUUCUCAUAGAACAAUGAUGUACAUAAACUUCGUUGUGACCUGUCUUGCCUACAGCAACAGUUGCAUCAACCCAUUUCUCUAUACGUUGUUAACAAAAAAUUACAAGGAGUACUUGAGAGGACGACAGAAAAGCUGUGUAGGAUUUAAGAGGAAAUUCAGGCAUUCCUCUCAAAGGUCGGUAUCUUCUGGAAGUAAUCAAUUCACAGAUACACUGACGGUCACACACUUAAAAGGUGUCACAGGUGCCAGCGAUGUUUGAAUGUAUCAGAUUCCUGGAUGCGCUGUAAGCACAUAGCGCGUCGGAUGGUUUAGAUGCCAGUAAAUCUCACUUAUCCAUACAAGUGUUGAACAAUAUUGCUUUAGCUAAGAAUAUUUAUGGUAAUGGACAAGUGGUUACUGAUAAAUUUAAGUCCCGCGUCUCACAUGUAAGUCACCACUUGUACCUUUGACAUUUACAAAGAACUAAGUCCUGACGCCUGUUACUGCUAUAACU
This is a messenger RNA of Megalops cyprinoides (Indo-Pacific tarpon), 1320 nucleotides long. RefSeq names its product urotensin-2 receptor-like. Gene Ontology annotation, cellular component: membrane. NCBI's taxonomy places the organism in Eukaryota, Metazoa, Chordata, Actinopteri, Elopiformes, Megalopidae. Gene Ontology annotation, biological process: regulation of blood pressure; blood vessel diameter maintenance; neuropeptide signaling pathway. Bases 1 to 1086 code for a protein of 361 amino acids. The record is from RefSeq and is a predicted model, not a curated record. Gene Ontology annotation, molecular function: urotensin II receptor activity. The transcript has a single exon.